AAAAAUUGUCCCUUGGGGCAUCACAUUACGUGUUUUCGGCAUUAUAAGCGAGUCAUUAUAUGUCAAAAUGCGUAUAUGCAGAGAAAUUAUAUUGAUUGCAAGUGUAUUUGUCGUGUUGGUCAUUGUCAGUUUUGAGUAUUAUAAUUUUAAUAAAUGGACACUGUUUGAGCAGGAUUUCAACCGUGUAAUCAUAGUCUGUGGUAAGUCCUCAAUGUUGUUAUUUUCAUAAAAUGAGGUAUAAAGUUUAGGUUAAUUAGUCGUAGUGUUCUAUUAAUAAUAAUACAUACAUGUACAUACUGCAGCUUACUCAUGCUAUCAGAGAUUUUGUACUUAUAAAAUGGCUUUGAGAAUUAUCAUAUUAUGGUUGGACGCCUGCAUGCGUUUAAUAAAAAGAUGUUGGUAUAAUAAUAAUUGUAUAUCAGUUAUUAUUAACAAAUCAGAAAAAGCAAUAAUAAGUUCAAUUCAUUAUAAUAAUAUAAUAAAAUAAAAAUAAAGUUGGUAUAAAAGUUGAUUAUAUUAUAACGUUAAGAACUCAAGCGCUUUCAUUGAUGACGUUAAGAAUUCAAGCGCUUUCAUUGAACCAUGAUCUAUUAGAGGACAGGCGCACGGAAUUACGUUAUCCGAUGGCAUUCCCUUAUUUGUAUAGAUGGCUGUUAUAAUUCUUACUCAGACUGCUACUAAUUAUACCCUUUCUGUUUAAGGGUAGGUCUUCUGUUUAAGGGUAUAGGGCUUCUGUUUAAGUGCAUGUCUUCUGUUUAAGUGUAGGUCUUCGGUUUAAGUGUAGGUUUAAUAAGUAUGGCGUAUGUUUACACUACAGGGUAUAUCAAAAAAAUGUACACCUUUCAAAUUCAAAUUAACCGUAAUCUAUUUUAGUAAUUUGACAGCUGUAUUAAUUUCUCGAAUUAAUGAAUGUGUGAAAACACAGAUCUUCUGCACAUGGGAAUUUAGGAUAACUUCUAUUGUAUUUGUAUGAACAAAUACACAACUCAAAGAAAAAUGUCUAAAUUAAGCAUUAUUCAAGUCUUCAUAUAUAAGAUAUAAAAUGGGCCAGCUUACUGCAGAGCAACGAAUAUUUAUUUAAUUAAAAAGUUAUGGCUAAUUUGAAUUUGAAAGGGUUGUACACUACAGGGUGUAUUAAAAAAAUGUUCGCCUUUCAAAUUCAAAUUAACCGUAAUCUAUAGUGUGUCUCAAAAAAAAGUAAAUCCUUUCAAAUUCAAAUUAGCUAUAACGUAUUGUAGCAAUUUAACAGCCCUAAUUGGUUUGAAUUAAUGGUUGGGUAAGAACACAAGGUCCUGUAUUCAUGCGAGAAAACUCAAAGAAAUAAAAAUUUAAAAGUUUUUAAUUAAGGGUUUUCUCCCAUGAGUACAAGACCUUGGGUUCUUACCCAACCAUUAAUUCAAAGCAAUUAUAGAGCUGCCAAAUUACUACAAUACGUUAUAGCUAUUUUGAAUUUGAAAGGGUUCACUUUUUUUAGCACACUGUAUUGUAUAGUAAUUUGAUAGUCGUACAAUUUCUCGAAUUAAUGAUUGCGUGAAAUCACAAGAUCUUCUGCACAUGGGAAUUUAGGAUAACUUCUACUGUAUUUGUAUUUAAAUAAUCAUUAAUAAUUCACGAGGAAAAUACAAAAGAAAUGAAUGUUUAAUCAAUGUUUGUAAAUCGGAUAAAGAUUUGUCACCCGAUCUGAUACAGAAGCGUGUCGUAUCUUUAUAUCUGAUAAUACACUCCUACGCGUGCUUUAAAUAGUAUACAUGAACAGAUACACAACUCAAAGAAAAAUGUUUAAAUUAAGCAUCAUUCAAGUCUGCAUAAGAUAGAAAAUGGGCCAGCUUACUGCAGAGCAACGAAUAUUUAAAAGUUAUGGCUAAUUUGAAUUUGAAAGAGGGCACAUUUUUUUUAUAGCCUACAUCCUUUAUUGUCGAUAAAAGACCAUUUGUUUUGCUGAAAACACGUUUGAGUAUGUUAUUGUUAUUGUGAUUGUUAUUAGUUGUUACUAAAUAACAUUUUUUAUCUUAUUUAUUACCUUGCCUUUUCUGAUUGUUAGGCUUGAUAUUGUUAUUUUAGUGUGUGGUAGGCUAACUUUGAUCUUGGUACGCAGGUUUAAAACACCUGCCGCAACAAUUUCAGCUGUUUUAGAAUCAUCUUUGAUUGAAUUUCAAACUCAAUUUGUGAUUAUCAAGACGACAUGUCUAUGCGUGGCAUCAUUAAUCCAGUAAUUCUCCCACUCUCCAACAUCCCCCCCCCCCGAAAAAAUUUGGCCGAAAUGAAUCGGACUUUUGUAAAGGCUAGGAGUGCUAAAUUCGAAUGAAUUUAUCAUAAUUAUCAAGUUAAUGCAUUGCUUCGAUCUUGUGUAGUUAACAAAACGUCAAGUGAAAAAGAGGUUGUGACUCAUCCAACAACGCAAAGUUCUCUAGACGUGGAGGUAAGAAUGGGAUUUUGCAACAAUUUUUCUUCUCUCUUUAUCAAUGCUGGCCUGGAUACUGCGCGAAAAAUUGUGGAUGCGGAUUCGGUUGACCUACAACAGAUCAUACCGUCGGCAAAACGUCCGUUCGGCGAAAUGUCUUUCGGUAAAGUAUCUUUCGGCAAAAUGUCCGGCCACCUCAUUAGCCCGGCACAUCGUUCUAACUGCCUAUACAUUUACAUUUUUACAUUUAUAACUUAAUUAUUCGAAUUGUAUAUAUAACACCUAACCACAACACAUCUCCAUCCCCGAUGAUGUUGUUGACUACGAAAGCUUAUUACACUGGCCUUUAGGCCAAGUAUCUUAAAUCCCUCUUUUUCUGUUUUCUGUUUUCGUCGUCGAGAAAUCGAGUUUGCGUUAGCUCAUCGCAGGCUCAGGGUGCAACGAUCAAGCCAAAAUGCCAUCGAUUCCCCUCGGUUCCAUGAUUUAGAUAAUAUAGUAACAACCUCGUAUUUAAUAUGUAAUAGCCUGCCCAUGCCAUGCUUGUGGUACGUUUUUCGUUUAUUAGCCCAUACACUUAUACGCACGCGCACAAUUCCAAACUCCAAGGAUAGAGUGCUCCAGUAACAUAUUCGAAAGUUGACCACGAAAGUUGCCAUUUUCAGGCCAGUGUGAACGCCUAAGCAGGCGUCUUGUUAAAUAUCUAAUUGAUAAUAAAGACCUUAAGCUUUUCUAAAGUUUUUUAAAAGUCUAUUUUAUACAACCGCAGCUUCGGACACCUUGUGCAUGUGGAAGUACUGGCAUAUCAACUAGUUUAAUUUCUAAUGUAAACUUGUCUGGUAUUUUGUCUAUAUAUAUUUAUAUUCGAAAUAUCUUGAGCCUAUAGGAGCUUUUAGCACCUUGGUUCAUGAAUUAUUCUGUACCGCGUAUAGCCAUGUCGGCUUAUUCUAACAUUGCGACAACCAGCUCGAAAGCGUCGGCUCCUCUGGUUGCCGUUCACAAUCAUUUUCUAAAGUACUCAUUAAAAAUUUUAUUAUUUUCUUCUACUUUUGUAAUAUUACGUCACUUGAGAAAAAUCAUGUAAAUAGUGAAAUACUGAAAAUUGAAUUGAACUGAAUAGUUGUAUUUUAUAGUAUGUGCAACGGGGGAAAUAAUUUUUUUUAGACAUGGGAUGCAAUGAUAGCAUUUUAACUCUAUGCAAUUUAUAUUAUCAUGAAAUUUUGAUACGCUUAGAUUUUGAUUUAGGAAAUUGGUCGUAUUCAGCAAAUUUUUUUCCAAUACCGCCGGCCUGCAUUUUCAGCUCCCUGAGAAAAAUUAAAAUUUUUGCAUUUUGCACAGAACUGGCCACUUUCUGUAAGAUGGAAAGAUCAAAUAUCUAGCGAAAAUGGAAAGAUCAAAUAUCUAGCGAAAAUGGACCUCAUUCUAAUGUUAUCUAAAUUUUGCGGUCAGAUAGGUCCAAAGCACAAUUGUUUUGUGUUCAAUUCAACAAUUUGACCGUUCUGACCAGUCUGACCGUGUUAAUGGAAAGCGCCGUCUACGUUUUUUAUAAAUAAAUAUAAAUAGCGUAUAGCUGCAGAAUACUAUAAGGAUAUAAAUACAAUGAUAACAUAUCAUUAAAAUCUCUUUUAACAGGCGGAAAAGGAUAGCAAAAGGAAGAGGGAAUCGGUCAUUAAAGUGUGCCAAAAAUAUAACGUAACAAAUGUCAUGGAACGACAAGCUCAUAGCAAAAACCGAAAAAGGGCACGGCAAAGGCGCAACGUGCUUGAUCAUUUGCUUGUGAACAAAGAACACAAAGUUCUUUUUUGCUUCAUACCUAAAAUUAGCUGUACAAACAUGCAAAGUAUAUUUGCGGUUAUGGAUGGAUUGUAUCCAAGUGUAGAAGAAGUCAAUGGUCCUUGGGUGCAUACACAAGUCGUACGUUUGUCUAAUAAAAAGUUCAAUAAAAGGCAAGGAGAGUACAUGCUAAAAAAUUUCUACAAGUUCAUGAUUGUACGAGAUCCUUUCGAACGACUCGUGUCUGGGUACCGAGAUAAAUUCCAAAAUAAGAAGAGUAUCAAAUUUUGGGCACCUCUAGGAAAACGGAUAAUAAAGAAAUAUCGUUAUAAUAAUACUAAUUCAGCAACAGUUGUAACUGGACUUGAUGUGAGUUUCACGGAGUAUGUGCGAUAUUUGAUCGACAAUCCGCCUUGGCGGGUCAACGAGCAUUGGGUACCAUACAAAGACCUAUGCAGGCCUUGUGAGGUGAAAUAUGACUUCAUCGGCUCUAUCGAGAAUCUCAAUCGAGAUGUGACCCAUGCUAUGAAACAGAUACAUGCAAAUGAAACCAAGUAUCAUGUGAUGCGCACCAGCGCUGCGCUAACCAAAACAAAACGAAAAACAGCAAAUUUUCUUAAAGAACUUUCCCGAAAGUACUUUGAUCAACUAUUGGCUGCUUAUAAAACAGACCACGAGUUAUUUGGUUAUCCCCUGCCCGAAUACGAUACAUUGGACAAGCGUUACCCCGCCUGAUAAAAAUGGUGUACAUUAUUAAUUUUGCCUAUAUACAUUGGGCAGCAAUUUCAUUAUUAUAGAUUAGAUGUUAAUUCAAUCGAGUUUGUGAGUGAAUUUAAAACCACGUUUGUUUGUGAGUGAAAACCAGGCUAAAAACUCAGAACGACGAAACCUCAAGGUCUAUGUAACGAACACGAACUAUUCAGAAGUAGAUUUGGUAUAUUAAAUGCAUGGUAUACUUUAUAAAAUAGCCUUUUAAAAACACGGGCGCUGAUUGGUCAAAGGCUCAAAAAACCUGUGUUUCUAUAAUUUAUAGAAACACGGGGAAUUUUCACGCGGGUUGCGUGGAUUGCGCCG
Paramuricea clavata is the source of this 5245-nucleotide messenger RNA. NCBI's taxonomy places the organism in Eukaryota, Metazoa, Cnidaria, Anthozoa, Malacalcyonacea, Plexauridae. The record is from the annotation of a GenBank genome assembly.